Molecule: messenger RNA, 2059 nt
Organism: Fomitiporia mediterranea MF3/22
Lineage: Eukaryota; Fungi; Basidiomycota; Agaricomycetes; Hymenochaetales; Hymenochaetaceae
Exons: 6
Coding region: 37-1743 (568 amino acids)
Biological process (GO): piecemeal microautophagy of the nucleus; maintenance of cell polarity; endocytosis
Cellular component (GO): intracellular membrane-bounded organelle; cytosol; membrane
Molecular function (GO): sterol binding
Source: RefSeq, a predicted model, not a curated record
CCGCCCCUUAAUCAUCUAGAUUUUAAUUCUGUCGCUAUGGCUCUCAAGGAUAAGGACAGUAGUGAGCUGGCCACUCCAAUCUCCACACAAUCAAACUCGUCAGUGGGGCAUAAUGUUCUCGAGCCCGAGCAGAACGGCGUAGAACCAGAGGCAGACUUGACUGCUGUUGUCCCCGACACCGGCGAGGCCAGUGACGGUGGCAAGCUCAAGAUGAUCGUUCAACUCCUGAAGCGUUGCCUGGGUGUCAAGGAUCUUGCGGCAAUGCGACUGUCGUUACCUGCCUCUCUUCUCGAACCUGUCCCCAACUUAGAGUAUUGGCAAUACUUGGACCGACCUGAUCUCUUUGUUUCUAUUAACGACUCAGAUGACCCUCUUGAGCGCAUGCUCGCUGUCAUUCGCUUCACAUUCACCAAGGACCUCAAGUUCAUAAGAGGCAAAGUCGUCAAACCAUACAACUCCGUCCUUGGCGAACACUUCCGUGCACACUGGGAUGUGCUUCCGGUGGAGUACCCACCUGACCCUCUACAAGCGCCCGUUCAUCGGCAGCAUACCACGUCGCCCGUGCCGUCGGCAGACCCCUCCGCGGUCUUCGGAAAGGGGCCAAAGGACGAGAGUACUCUAUCUUUCCGUUCCUCAAAGAGCGCUGGUUCCGCCAAGAAUAAGAAGCGGGCAUCUUCGAUCUUUGACUUUGCCACUGCACGCGUCACGCCGCUCCCCAAAUCUCCGGGUCCUUCUUCUCCGGAUGUCACUCCCACAGUCAACGGCACCGUAGAAUCGAACCUUGCUGCGGGGGUAUCUAACCUCAGCCUUGGAAAUGCGUCGGGUUCGUAUGACUCGGGGAUGUCGGGAGAUGCUGAUGAUUCCGAACGAGUACGGGUUGCGUUUCUGACCGAGCAAGUGUCGCAUCACCCGCCUAUUAGCACCUACUACGCCACAUGCCCAACGCGCGGCGUCUCGUUGAUGGGUAUUGAUCAAAUAAGUGCGCGGGUCUCCGGAACCGGGGUACGCGUCGCGCCAGGUGCACUGAAUAAGGGUAUUUUCAUGCGAAUUGAUUCUGGACCAGGAACUGGCGAGCAAUAUCAGGUCACGCAUCCAACUGCUAUGGUAAAUGGAUUACUGCGUGGUAGUUUUUACGUUACGGUUGGUGAAUCGACGAUCAUCACUUGUACCGGGAUAGGAGGUGAGGAGAAGGGAAAGGAAAGAUUGAGAGCGGUUAUUGAGUAUAAGGAAGAGCCUUGGCUUGGCACACCCAAGUUUGCGGUAGAAGGUGUCAUUCAUACGUAUCGCGAAGGGGACGAAGAUUACAAGGACUGGAUUAAAGUGAAGCAUGUCCCACGGAGCGCAACAAAGGUUUACUUCGAUGGGUCUUGGCGGUCAAGAGUGCGGUGGCGGCGUGCGGAUGCAUCGGCUGACGAGGAACAAGCAACGCUGAUUGACGUCUCGACGUUACUCGUAGUACCGAAACGUGUAAGACCGUUAGAGAAGCAGCAUACGUAUGAGAGUCGGAAGUUGUGGCAGAACGUGACGAGUAAUCUGCUUGCGAAGGAGUAUAGUGAGGCGACGCGUCAUAAACAUGCGAUUGAACAGCGGCAGAGGGAUAAAGCUGCUGAGAGGAAGAAGAAAGGCGAGGAAUUUAUUCCAGCGUUCUUCGAGAAGGACAUCGACUCGGGUAUACCAGUGCUGACUGCUGAAGGUCAAAGGGUACUUGAAGAAGAGCUGAAGACGGUAGACGGGGAGACCUAACCCUCAUUGAGAACAACUUUCCGUCUCGUUAACUCUCUUGCACCCUCCAUGCCGUUCGCUCGCGAUACAUCCAUCAGCAUCAGCAAUUCGUUAUUGCGCAUAUACCAUCACCAUCACCACCGCAUACACCCACCCCGUAUAUACACGAACGCCUGCAUCGACUCCUUUAUUUUCGUCUCUUUCGCCACUUUCCGCAUUUCUUUUUACUUUUUACUCGUUUUUUUUUUCUUACCCUUCUGAUUUCUGCUCUUGUCGUUCCUGGUUCCUCUUUCUUUUUCCUCCCUUCCCUUUUCCUUCUAUAUAGAUCAGAUAUUGC